Megalops cyprinoides (Indo-Pacific tarpon) is the source of this 1002-nucleotide messenger RNA. RefSeq lists its product as uncharacterized. NCBI's taxonomy places the organism in Eukaryota, Metazoa, Chordata, Actinopteri, Elopiformes, Megalopidae. The transcript has 6 exons. Bases 1 to 1002 code for a protein of 333 amino acids. The record is from RefSeq and is a predicted model, not a curated record. Gene Ontology annotation, molecular function: protein binding.
AUGAGGACCACUGUAGUUCUGCUGGUGUUACUGGGCUGCUGUCUGACUGGGGCUCAGCUUCAGAAUGAACGAGGAGAGAUCACCCAACGAAACCUCCAACCCGACAUCUGGACCGAGCUGCAGAAGCUGGAAGACACGGUGGUGGACCAGAGAGUUCAGCUGGGAGUUUUGGAAGCCAGGCUGAAAGCCAGUGAGAGCCAGGUGGUCGAGCUGAAGACCGAUAAUAAAGCCCUGAGAGACACGGUGGUGGACCAGAGAGUUCAGCUAACAGCCGUGGAAGGCAGGCUGAAAGCCAGCGAGGACCAGGUGGUCGAGCUGAAGACAGGGAACGAUGCCCUGAGGGAGAUGGUUAUGGAUCAGAGAAUUGAACUGGGAGCCACAAAGACAGAGCUGGGAUCUGUGGAAGGCAGGCUGAAAUCCAUUGAGAGCCAGGUGCUUCAGCUUAAGACAGAGAAUGACGCCCUCAGAGAGAUGGUUACUGAGCAGAGAGGUGAACUGGGAGCCACAAAGACAGAACUGGGAACUGUGGAAGCCAGGCUGAAAACCAGUGAUAGCCAGCUGGAGGAGCUGAAGAGGGAGAAUAAAGACAGACCGAAGGUGGCGUUCUCGGCUGGGUUAACUGACGCUGGAACUGUAGGACCCUUCAACGCAGACACUACCCUGGUCUACGCUAAAGUCAUCACAAAUAUUGGCAAUUGCUACAACCCAGCUACAGGCAUCUUCACAGCAGCGGUGAGCGGAGUCUACUACUUCAGAUUCACUGCCCAUGGUUCGGGUUCCUCAAUCUACAUCGGUUCAGUCCUGUCUAAGAAUGGAAACCGUAUAGUCACUACAUAUAAUUACCAAGGAACUGGGGAUUCUUAUGAUGACUCAUCCAAUGCGGCUGUACUCCAGCUGGAGGUGGGAGAUCAGGUGUACGUGCAACUCCCAACAAACAACAGGGUCUAUGAUAAUACCAGCAAUCGAUGCACUUUCAGUGGCUUCCUGCUCUUCCCCAUGUGA